UUCACACCAAAAAUUGGGUUUUUUGGGUCCAAUCUCAGAGAGAUUUCAAAAAUGGAGAAAACCCUCUGGGAAAAUCUGCCAUUGCUGGUGAGAGCGAACUCUAAGGAGUCUGUGGAAGGCAUUCUCAAGGCUCUAUGGCGGUCUCGGAAAACCGGUCUCUCUGCUUCUGAUCGUCUUCUCUUCCGCGACUUGCUUCAGCUCGAAACUGACGCUGAUCUCGACCCAAGCGUGAACGAUUUCGAGUGUUGUUCUUCGCUUUAUGCCGUUCGAUUUCGUGUUCUGCUAAAAGCUUCCGGCGCAUUUUUAGUAUGGAUCGUUGCCAAAGUUCUACGUUUGGAAAUAGAUUUAACGUGGGCGUCAUACCUGAUUCCGCUUAGUUUCUGUGCAAUUGGACAUGAGCUUGUACUCUGUCUGCGGAUUCUCAUUCGAAGAUGUGUAUGAGAAUAUCAGCAAGGAUGAGAUUCACUGGCCGUUUCCGGACGAAGUAUCCCCUGAAAUGAAGAGAUUGUUGAUUGUUUUGCUUCAGAAAUUUCAGAAAGAGUGGCAGGAUGAUGUGUCGAGGGAUCAGGUGAUGAACUUUGCUUCAGAGAUGGUUGAUUGUUUCUUUGAUAUGCUUGGUUUUGGAUUGAAUUAUGGUUCGGAACUUCGGUUCUGUUAAAUUGAUUCUACACGAUUGUUGGAAGUUAGGCUGCGAGCCCCACUGAAAAUCAAUGACAUGGAGUAUGGCGAGCCAUGACAGAGAACAGACGGAACCUUUGGCUAUCCUCAAUAUGAAGGUGAGGGAGUUUUUUCAUCAGCAUCUGUGUUUUUACAGAUACCCGAUUUCUUUUAUUCAUCUCUGUGACUUGAAAAAAUACUGGUUAGAGAUGUGACGAAGAAAGUUUGUCUUUUUACGUUUUGAAUGUUGAGCCUUUUUGCUUUGCUCCCAAUCCUCUCUUUAGUUAUUCGGAUUUGUUUUGAGAUUCCACAGCAGAAAAGUGGUAUUACAAUUGCUAUCAAAGAGAUUCUAGGUUUCGAAAUCUCGGUAUCCGCUGUGUUCAUGCAGCUCCAGAAUGAUGGGAAGCCAUGUUCGUAUGAAUCAGAGGUGAAGUUCCAAAUAUCUAAAGACGGUCUAGAACCGAUGCGACGGGCGAUGCAAUCAAUGAAAGAACAAGCUUUUACAAUUACUGCAAGUAGCAUAUGCUUCCAUUAGCAAUUUCCUCCAUUGUUUAUCUGCUUUUUGCUAAACCUGUUCCCCUUUUUUACUUCCGGCAGGAUGAUCCAUCAGACAUUUUCUUGUAUCCGAGAACAGAUGCAGAUUAGUGAACAGCUAAUGUAAUGAAAGGAACUGGUAACUCUUUCUCUUUGAAGUAUUUUUGUUCACUAGAAUUCAUUGGUUAUAGUUUACGUUGAUACUAAUUUCGGCUAA
This is a messenger RNA of Tarenaya hassleriana, 1408 nucleotides long. RefSeq lists its product as uncharacterized. Lineage: Eukaryota; Viridiplantae; Streptophyta; Magnoliopsida; Brassicales; Cleomaceae. The record is from RefSeq and is a predicted model, not a curated record. The transcript has 3 exons. Bases 52 to 441 code for a protein of 129 amino acids.